This is a messenger RNA of Vespula vulgaris, 958 nucleotides long. RefSeq lists its product as uncharacterized. The coding region runs from base 65 to 958 and encodes 297 amino acids. The transcript has 6 exons. NCBI's taxonomy places the organism in Eukaryota, Metazoa, Arthropoda, Insecta, Hymenoptera, Vespidae. The record is from RefSeq and is a predicted model, not a curated record.
UACAUCAAUACGAUGGUUAAACGAGACCUGUAAGUUAUUAUUUAUUCGAAAGAAAUGAUCGUAGAUGAAAAAGAAAAGUAGUGAGGUCGAGGGCUCUCAGGGAAAAGAUUUCGUUUCGAAAAAGGUUCAAGCAAGCUGCGAGCUUAAACAUUGCGAGAGUUGCAACAUAGCCAGCGAGACUAUUUUACGAAUGAUAAAUGCGAUAAGGAGUGCCUUCCACGAGAAUAAAUUAAUUUCUGCCGUGGCUGAAGAAAGGGACCUCUUAAAAGGCGAUAUUUACGAGAAGACUCAAUGGGCCGUGAUGAGGAGACUCGCGGCGGCUAUUGAGAUGGACGUUAAGACGACUUUCGAGAUGAUGCAGGGGAAUGAUAUGAAAAGGGAAGCGAUAAAGAGGAAUUACGAGGAGAAGCUGAACUCGCUCGAAGCCGAAUUGUCGCGCAAAGGAACGGACUUUGAGCUUUUGCGAGGUGAAAAUUUUCAGCUCGAAGGUAGGAUCGAAAAUGUCAAACGGAAUUUCAAUGCGUUGAAAGAAAAGAAUUUUCAAUUGGAAAAGACCAAGGAGAGGCUAACCAUCGAACUCAAGGAUACACGCAUCAAAUUGGAACGUACAGCGGAGUCAUGGGACAUUUUGCAAGGUCAGAUCGUGAAACUGGCUGAGAAUAAAUUGGAACUGGAAAACAGCGUGAGAGGACUAACCGAGAAGAUCGUUGAUACUCGCAGUGCGUGUCUCGAGACAGAAAGAGCUCUUCGGAUCCUGCUGACCGAAUUGCAAAGAGAAAAUGAUUCGAUAAAAAAGGAGUACCGUGUUAAACUUGAGAAGUUAGAAACAGAGCUUAAAGCUGAAAUGAAAUAUCGUGAAAUCGAAAAGGAACCUGAAGCCGUUAGAAGCGAGGGAUUAUACGAGGAACGAGUAUUAAUGCCGGGAGACGAUCCGGUGCUGGAUAUGACGCGACGUUGA